Molecule: messenger RNA, 1179 nt
Organism: Rasamsonia emersonii CBS 393.64
Lineage: Eukaryota; Fungi; Ascomycota; Eurotiomycetes; Eurotiales; Trichocomaceae
Product: Mitochondrial carrier protein (Rim2)
Exons: 3
Coding region: 1-1179 (392 amino acids)
Biological process (GO): pyrimidine nucleotide import into mitochondrion
Cellular component (GO): mitochondrion
Molecular function (GO): pyrimidine nucleotide transmembrane transporter activity
Source: RefSeq, a predicted model, not a curated record
AUGGCCUUCCCAACACCUUCCCACGGCAGCUCUGCGCAGGCGCAUCUGCCCAGUAAAACCCCGACCGAUCAUGCUGCUGUGCAAUCCCGGGAGGCCGGGGAAAUCGUUCCGGAAGCGAGCAAGGUACCUGCCAAAGAUGCAGAGCAGAAGCCAAAGGCGAAGCCCCUAGCCCAUUUCAUCGCCGGAGGGAUCGGUGGCAUGACUGCCGCAACUCUCACCUCGCCUCUCGAUGUUCUGAAGACGCGUCUCCAGUCCGACUUCUACCAAGCCCAACUGCGAUCUCUUCGUGCCGCACAUGCCCUUCCUCAGAACGCCUCACCGCUGAUCGCCCUGCCUCGAAGUGCUCUGCUACAUUUCAGUGAAACAUUUCAGAUCCUUCGCUCGAUAUAUGUCCACGAGGGAUGGCGCGCGCUCUUCAAGGGCCUAGGACCCAAUUUGAUUGGCGUCGUGCCUGCGCGUGCCAUCAACUUCUACGUCUACGGCAAUGGAAAGCGGAUCCUGAGUGACUACUUUGGCUACCGAGAUUCGAAGGAAACGCCCAUGGGCAUCCACCUCAGCGCGGCCGCCAUCGCAGGCAUCGCUACCGGCACUGCUACGAACCCAAUCUGGCUGGUCAAGACGCGGUUGCAGCUGGACAAGUCGAAUGCGGAAAAUGGCAAAGGGCGCCAGUACAAGAACAGCUGGGAUUGCGUCAAGCAAACGGUUCGUCACGAGGGCAUCCGCGGAUUGUACAAGGGUCUCUCUGCUUCGUACCUGGGUGUGACCGAGUCCACUCUUCAGUGGGUGAUGUACGAGCAGAUGAAAAAGAUCCUCGCUCGUCGCGAAGCCGCGAAACUUGCGGACCCCAACCACGUCCACAGCCUCUGGGAUGACGUGGAGCAAUGGGGAGGACGAGUUGGAUCGGCCGGGAUGGCAAAGCUGAUCGCGGCUGCGGUAACAUACCCUCAUGAGGUUGUCCGUACACGGCUGCGACAGGCGCCCACCGUGCCGGUUGGCGGAGGCAAAGUCCAGAUGAAGUACACCGGUCUGGUGCAGUGCUUCAGGACGGUGUGGAAGGAAGAGGGGAUGCUCGGACUGUACGGCGGGUUAACACCGCACCUGCUCCGUGUCGUCCCGUCUGCCGCCAUCAUGUUUGGCAUGUACGAGUUAAUUCUCCGUCUAUUUGGAACGACCGCGUAA